Molecule: messenger RNA, 6536 nt
Organism: Ficedula albicollis (Collared flycatcher)
Lineage: Eukaryota; Metazoa; Chordata; Aves; Passeriformes; Muscicapidae
Gene: CACNA2D1
Product: calcium voltage-gated channel auxiliary subunit alpha2delta 1
Exons: 40
Coding region: 450-3770 (1106 amino acids)
Cellular component (GO): L-type voltage-gated calcium channel complex
Molecular function (GO): voltage-gated calcium channel activity
Source: RefSeq, a predicted model, not a curated record
UUUCAGGAGCCGCCACCCCGCCUGCCUCUCUCCUCCUCUUUCUGCGCUGCAAUCAGUGGAAUAAAUCAGGGAAGGACGCGCGCACACACGCGCAGGGCAGGAUCUGUUACAAAAGUAGCGCUGAUGGCGGCGGAUCGGAUGAAGCUGGAGCUGCUGCUGGAGUAGCAGAGAGUGGAGUAUCUCUCGCUCUCUCUCUUUUCUCUGUUUCGCCUCUUCCCCCACUCCACCCACAGAUCUCCAUCGUUUCUCCUCCUCCUCCCCACCCUCGGCCGCGCUCCCGCUUUUCCGCGCAUCUCUGGGCUGCGCCUCCUGCGAGGGGGCGGGUGGGGGGAGCGGAGGAGGCUUUAAAGAACCACGGCCCCCCCCGCACCGCCACACACGAUAAUUGAAUUUAUUAUUAUUGCCGUCUCGCCGACUUGGGCAAGGGGGAUCGAUCUUCGAUCAGGAAGAUGGCUGCUGGCUGGCUGCUGGUCUUUAGUCUGACACUUUUCCAGUCCCUGGUGAUGAACCACUCCUCGGAGGGACCCUUCCCCUCGGCCACCACGAUAAAAGCUUGGGUGGAUAAGAUGCAAGAAGAUCUCGUGACGCUCGCACGAACCGCAAGCGGAGUGGACCGGCUUGCUGAAAUUUAUUUGAAAAACACAGCAUUGUAUACUGUAGAAGCAAACAACCCUCGUCAGCUAGUGGAAAUUGCAGCCAGAGAUAUUGAAAAACUUCUAAGUAACAGGUCUAAAGCCUUGGUGCGCCUUGCUAAAGAAGCAGAGAAGUACCAAGCGUCACAUCAGUGGAGGGAUGAGUUUGGGAAUAAUGAUAUAAUCUAUUACAAUGCAAAAGACGACCAGAAUGAUCCUGAAAAGAAUGAAACUGAAUCUGGCAGCCAGAGAAUCAGACCAGUAUUUGAAGAUGAUCCUGUUUUCCGACGGCAAACAUCUUACCAGCAUGCAGCAGUCCACAUACCAACAGAUAUUUAUGAAGGCUCAACCAUAGUGUUAAAUGAACUGAACUGGACUGCAGCGCUGGAUGAUGUGUUCAAGAGGAACAGGGAAGAGGACCCCACUUUAUUGUGGCAGGUUUUUGGUAGUGCCACUGGCCUCGCAAGGUAUUACCCAGCUUCACCAUGGGUAGAUAAAAGCCGAACUCCUAACAAAAUAGACCUGUAUGAUGUACGGAGAAGACCAUGGUAUAUCCAAGGAGCUGCAUCUCCCAAAGACAUGCUUAUUUUAGUGGAUGCGAGUGGCAGUGUCAGUGGGUUGACGUUGAAGUUGAUCCGCACGUCGGUCAUUGAGAUGUUGGAGACCUUGUCUGAUGAUGACUUUGUGAAUGUAGUUUCAUUUAAUAAUAAUGCUCAGAAUGUCAGUUGCUUUAAUCAUCUUGUCCAAGCCAAUGUGAGGAACAAGAAGAAACUGAAAGAAGCUGUCUAUAAAAUCUCUGCUAAAGGAAUUACGGAUUACAAAAAAGGCUUUAGCUAUGCUUUUGAGCAGCUGCUAAAUCACAGUGUCUCCAGAGCUAACUGCAAUAAGAUUAUUAUGCUGUUUACAGAUGGUGGUGAAGAAAGAGCACAAGAAAUUUUCCACAAAUAUAACGAAGACAAAAAAGUACGAGUGUUCACAUUUUCUGUUGGCCAACAUAACUAUGACAAAGGACCCAUACAGUGGAUGGCCUGUGAAAAUAAAGGUUAUUAUUAUGAAAUCCCAUCUAUUGGAGCCAUAAGAAUAAACACCCAGGAGUAUCUGGAUGUUUUGGGAAGACCAAUGGUUUUAGCUGGAGAGCAAGCCAAACAAGUCCAAUGGACAAAUGUCUAUCUGGAUGCUCUGGAGCUGGGCCUUGUGAUUACAGGAACUCUGCCUGUCUUCAAUCUAACAAGGGAACAAAAUGGGAAAAUUAAUCAGCUGAUUCUUGGAGUAAUGGGAGUCGAUGUCUCUUUGGAGGACAUAAAAAAGCUGACGCCCCGGUUUACGCUUUGUCCAAAUGGGUACUAUUUUGCAAUUGACCCUAAUGGGUAUGUGCUACUGCAUCCAAAUCUCCAGCCAAAGCAAAUUGGUGUGGGCAUACCAAAAGUUAAAUUGAGAAAAAGGAGACCCAAUGUACAGAAUCCUAAAUCUCAGGAACCUGUUACGCUGGAUUUUCUAGAUGCUGAAUUGGAAAAUGAUAUUAAAGUUGAGAUUCGGAAAAAAAUGAUAGAUGGAGAAAGUGGAGAAAAAACAUUUGAAACACUGGUCAAGUCCCAAGAUGAGAGGUAUAUUGAUAAAGGAAACAGAACAUAUACAUGGACUGCUGUGAAUGGCACUGACUACAGUUUGGCACUGGUGUUACCAUCAUACAGCUUUUAUUAUAUUAAAGCCAAGAUAGAUGAAUCAAUAACUCAAGCCAGAUGGGCACCCGCAAAGGUUUCAGAGUCACUGAAGCUUGAUCGUUUUGAUGAAUCUGGCUAUACAUUUUUAGCACCAAGAGAAUACUGUAGCGAUGUAAAAAAAUCAGAAAACAACACUGAGUUUCUAUUAAAUUUCAAUGAAUAUAUUGACAGAAGUACUCCAAGCAGUUCAUCAUGUAAUGCUUAUAUGGUCCUUAGACUUUUGCUGGAUGCAGGAUUUACAAAUGAUCUUGUUCAAAAUUAUUGGAGUAAACUGUCUCUCGAUGGAGUCGUUGCACAAUUUGUUGUUACAGAUGGUGGAAUUACUAGAGUAUUCCCCAGAAGGGCAGGAGAAGAUUGGUUGGAAAAUGCAGAAACUUAUGAAAUCAGCUUCUAUAAGAGGAGUUUAGAUAAUGACAACUAUAUUUUCACAGCUCCAUACUACAACAAAAGUGGUGCCAAUAGCUAUGAAUCAGGUAUUAUGGUAAGCAAGGCUGUGGAAAUAGAAGUUGAUGGGAAGCUUCUGAAGCCAGCAGUCGUUGGAAUAAAAAUUGAUGCAACCAGCUGGAUGGGAAAUUUCACAAAAACCACAAUCAAGAGUCUGUGCAACAGCGAAAUCUGUGGCUGUGAAAGAAAUAGCAUGCAUGUGGACUGUGUUAUCCUUGAUGAUGGUGGAUUUCUUUUGAUGUCCAAUCGAGACGAAUAUACACAACAGAUUGGAAGGUUCUUUGGUGAAAUUGACCCUGGCCUGAUGCGAAACCUGAUUAACAUGUCCCUGUAUGCCUUUAACAAGUCCUAUGACUAUCAGUCAGUCUGUGAUCCCGAAGAAGAACCAAAGCAAGGAGCUGGACUUCGUUCUGCUUAUGUGCCUACAAUAACAGAUAUUUUGCAACUUGGAUGGUGGGCUUCAGCAGCUGCCUGGUCUAUCUUACAGCAGCUGUUUUUGAGCUUGACUUUUCCACGGUUCCUUGAAGCAGCUGAUAUGGAAGAUGAUGAUUUUGGUGCUGCCCUGCCUAAAACAAGCUGUAUCACUGAGCAAACUCAAUAUUUCUUUGAAAACAAUGAUAAAUCCUUUGGUGGGAUUGUAGACUGUAUAAACUGCUCCAGACUUUAUCAUGCAGAGAAGAUUUCAAACACCAAUCUAGUGUUCAUUAUUAGUGACAGCCAACUGCUGUGUCGUUCGUGUGACCCAAAGCCACUGAUGCAAGCGGAGAAGCCGGAUGAAGGGCCAAAUCCAUGUGAAAUGGUCAAACAACCUAGAUACAGAAAGGGUCCUGAAAUCUGCUUUGAUGAAGCCAAACAGGAGGAUUCAGCUGACUGCGGUGGGGCCUCUGGUCUGAGUCCAUCACUGUGGUCUGUGGUAGCAAUUCAGUCGGUCCUGCUUUGGCUGUUAUCUGGCAGCAGACACUGCCGGUUAUGACCUUGCUAAACCAAAACCUGCAUAACUUAACCAAGACCUGGCCAAAACUAUAGCCUCAGUUUCAUUUUGGAAAGGGUCAGCUUCUGGGACAGCAGCAGGGCAGCAGUGCUCGUGUCUGGUUUCCACGCGUUGUGAGACUCACCAAGGCGCCGCGACGCCUGCAUGUCGGAGUGUCGGAUCUUCACCGUGUGCGAAUGCUGCAUCAUCCACCGAAACGCCGCCCAAACGGAUUUCUGUGCGUGCCCCUCUGGGGAAAUCUAAAACCUUCUGUUUAUUCAUUUGUUUGUUGUUGUAAUCUUGAUGACUUCAUGUAAAAGGGCUCCCCUAACAAUAGCUUAUGUAUAUGAUUUUCAUUUCUUUUAAGCUUUGGAUAUCUUGAAGAUUUAUGUUCUUUUACAUGAACAGUUGUUUAAAAACCAAAAAGUAAAAGGAAAACGUUCUCCCCAAUAUGCAUUACUAGCACCACGAUGGCUGCUUUUUACAUUAGUUUUGUCCAAACUAGUUGAGUAAAAUGAAAAUAUUGGCCAGUCUUCACCAGAAGUUCAGCAUGAUUGGAAUGCUUUAUGAUGAGUGGUUAAUUCUUCCAAAAUGAAUAAUGCAGCCAGCUAAGCUUUGGUAGGUUGAUAUUGUAUGUAGAAAGGAAGGAAGGGAAAAAAUUACUGUGUUUCAAAACACAAAGGUACUGGAGAGUGUAACAAAAAAAGUGAUUUUCAUCUUAAACUUGGUGUCAUCUUCUGUCAGAAACAAAUGUUAAUUUUAAUGUAAUAUUCACCUCCUUUUCACAAUGCAGUUACAUAUAAAGCUAGUAGAAAUUCUUCAAAGGCUGAAACAAAAUGCUUGUGAAUAAAAAAAUGUCUUUGUGAUAUUUGAACGUUGGUUUCCAGGGGUAUUUUGCAUGAUGAUGAUGCUAUGUUAUUGUUUUUCAGUUUGUUUUCUUUGAUGGUAGAGUAUAGUUCAUUGAAAAGCUAAGAGAGUGAUUCUUGUAUUGUGUGAGAAAUUGAACAUUGCAAUGUGUUGCAAUCAAAUCAUAUUAAAUUAUAUUAUGAAACAGAGCUCUGAAUAUACUGUGCAAUGAAAAAGCUGAGAAAAUAGGGUAAAUAUAGAUUGUAACAAAAGAAUUAAGGUGGAUUUUUUACAGACUAUUGAUCUCACAUGAAAAUCUGUGUACAGAUAUUUUAAGAAUAUGAAAAUCAGAUUUAACCAUUUAUUUUUGGAAGUAUAAGUUCUCUAAGGUUCAUAUCAGGUUCCCCCUUUGUUUCCUUCAUAUAAACACACCCAUAAUAUUAAAACUUACGCUGUUGCUAUUUAUUAUUGAAAAUAGCAUAUUUAAAAGCAAAAUUACCUGGUUGCUGCGAUUAGAAAGAAUAUAAACAAAUGGGGAGCCUUGAAUCUAUAUGUAUGCACAUUGAUACUUGAUUGUGAAUAAUAACCCUAGAAGUUGUUUUUAUACAACCUCAUUGGUGAUACAGGUUGGUGCAGUAAAUUAAAAUAUUACAGUGUAGCAUAGUGUUGAUGCAAAUAUGAUUUGCGCUUUUUUUUCUAGUUUUCAGAAUUAAACAGUAUUGCAAGACAGCUAAACCAAUGAAUGUGCAACUCUGCUGGUAUUGUACAGUUCUGCUAACAACUGCAAUAUGCAAAUAUUAAUAUGGCACAAUACACUAGCUCUUUAAAAAAUAAAAAAAUGCAAACCAUCGGUAUGUAUAUGCUGGCAAUUGAGUGAUAUAAUUUUAAUCAUGCCAAAAGCUUAAAAAAAUGAUUGGGCAUGCAUUAAUAUCCUAUGAAAACUGAAGAAGCUACUCGAAGCCAUGGCAUGGCUUGAGCGAUCAGAUGUCUACCAUAGUUGUACUCAUGGCUGGUUCAUUGUUUUUCAUGUACCUUGGCUCCAGCUAUGUAUUUUCUCAUGUUUGGGAAUACAGUGAGUGAAAAAAAAUAAAUUCUGGCCUUUUGUUCAGUGAUAAAAUCUAGAUUUAAAAAAAAAAUAUACCUAGCAAUGUCAUAGGGUCAAAAGUACACCUAACUGUUUUGGAUGACUUCAGGUCCUCCUCAGGGAAGGUGAGCUCAUGUUGAUAAUAAGGGUGAAGAUAAACUUGGAGCUCUUCCUUUCAGUCAUAGUGCUGCAGUUCUGUUCACCCUAGCACCAGUUACCACCUGAUAAAAAAAUUGGUUUGAGUGUUUCCAAUGGCAAGACUGCAUCCAGUAUUUUUCCUUAAUGAGGUCAAUUGACAUUUUAUGGGAGGAACAAGUUUUCUAGGAUUAGGCCAAUAAUUACUGCACUCACUGCUUUUACUCUGAGGUUACUUUAAAUACUCACUGGUUUGCGUUGUGCUCUUUUCCUUUCAUGUUAGUAUAUUAAGUUCUCUGUAGUUUUCACUUAGCUUCCCAAAAGAAACCCUUCAUGGACAAGUUGCACUGUUUAAAACACUUUGCUUAUGCUGGUAGGCCAUAUUCAGAGUGACUUAAUGGGCAUCUGAUUAGAGCUUGUAGGGGAAAAGAAAGAUGGCACAAAUUCAUGCUGCCACGGGAAACAUCUACGGCUUCUGCUCUCAUCCCACUUCCCUUAGAGUGCUCAAAUGCAAAAGGAGGACAAGCCCAUGCCAUGCAGCACAUAGCCCUCUUGGGCUAUCCAAAGAGGGAAAUGUCCUUUGUUCCUCUCCUUCAUCCCUCUAUAUGACCUGAAGAAAUGUGUUUCUAUAUAAACAUGUAGCCUUCCAGCUAACAUUAUAACAUUUUAUGUGAACAAUUAGCCAAUAUGAUACCCAUCUUACA